GAUUAAAUGUCAAAAAAAAAAAUAUUUCAGAGGCUUUUAUGAAUUUAAAUUGAUGCAAACUGGAAAAAAAAAAAGAAAAAGUCUUCAUUCGCCUGCACUUCUCCGCUGAGGUUGAGCUGUUAAUAUCUUUAUAAUCUGGUGUACAUCCCGUCUGACACAUGUUCUGUGAAUUAAUCGGGUACUCAACCAUGCUAAAGCUUCACGUCGUUAACUGCCCUGACUCUCCAUCCUCUUUGCUAGAGAGCCGCGCUCUGCCGCAGAUGUUCUCCUGAUUCACUGCUGACGGACGGACGGACGGAUGGAUGGACGGACCAGAGAGUUCAUCACUGCCAAGAGCUGGAGACCGCUGCUUUUCUGGGACUAUACAGUAAUCUGAAUAACAGCUUAUACUGGCUGGAAUGUAUCGACUGGGUUCAGAUUUAGCAACUCAGUCAUAAAGCUCCCCUCCCUCCCCCUUUCUCUCCAUCAUCCCUGACUUCCUCUCCUCCGCUGCAGUCAGUCUGCCUCCAGCUGACGAGCGUAUUGGCAGCCGCGUCAUUCCACCCCGCUGAGUUAUCGGGAUUUCUUUGCUAUACUUUUCCUGCUUUGUAUCGAAGCGGUCCCUGCAGCUACUCAUGCACUUCUCUCUCUCCCUGUCUGUCUGUGUGUUAUCGGGUGUCACUGGGCUCCCUGUUAUUGACUGACUGUUGUGGUUUAUUUUUCUAUUGAUAUAUCUUUGUGUGCGCGCAUCACGUACCGGGGACGAGAGGCCAGCGAGGGGAUGUUCUCGUCUUCGUCCAGAAACUCUCUGUUCUCGCCCGGGUCGUCCAUGGAGCAGUCGGACAGCGAGGCGUUGGACAUCAGCACCAAAGUGCAGCUGCACGGCGUGCUGUGGAAGAGGCCCUUCGGACGGCCGUCGGCCAAGUGGUCCCGCAGGUUCUUCAUCAUCAAAGACAGCUUCCUGCUCUACUAUGCGGAGAGCGAGAAGAGGAACUUUGAGAGCAACCGGUACUUCAACAUCCACCCCAAGGGAGUCAUCCCUCUGGGAGGAUGUGUGGUGUCGGCCAACGAAGACAUGGGGAUGCCGUUCGCCGUCGUGGUCAACCUGGAAGACUUCACUGGCACCGUGGUCCUGGCCGCCGAGUCCGAGGACGAGCAGCUCCACUGGAUCGAGAUGCUCCAGGAGUCGGGGAAAGUCACUUGGAAGAACUCCCAGCUGGGCGAGGCCAUGAUCGAGAGUCUGGAGGCUCAGGGGCUGCAGCUGGCCAAGGAGAAGCAGGAGUAUCUGGAUAAACUGAUGGAGGAGACGGAGGAGCUGAGUCAUCAGAGGGCUCAGAGAGAAGAGCUGGAGCGUCUGAACCAGGUCCUGGAGGAGGAGAAGAUGAAGUUCGAGGAGGUGGUGCUGGAGCUGAAGGCGGAGCAGGAACAAAUUAAACUAGACCUGGACGGCACAACUCAGUCGCUGAAAGGUGUCGAGAGCGAGAAAGAAGAACUGAGCAGUUUGACGGUGAUGCUGCAGAAAUCCAUCGAGGAACUGUCGCAGGAGAAGCAGCGAACACUUGAGCUGCUGGGGGCGAAGGAGCAGGAGGAGAAGGAGGCAGAGGAGGAGGAAGAGGAGGAGGAAGAAGACGAGGAGGCGAAGGUGAAGGAGUCCGCCUGCAGGACGCCUGAGGAGGAGGAGGAGGAGGAGGAGCUCGGAGACGGGGAUCUGCUGAAGGACCUGCGACACAUCGAGGACCAAAUGAAGAUCCUGCUGAAGGAGAAGGAGCAGGCGGACGACAAGCUCAGGGAGAACGAGCAGCGGGCGAAGGAUCUGCAGCAGGAGAGGGAGUUCUACUCGUCUCAGUCCCGGACGCUGCAGCAGUCGCUCACUCAGCUCACGGUGGACAAGCAGCAGACCGAGGCCGAGCUCAAGGCGGAGAUCGAGUCUCGGGUGGAGCUGGAGAAGAGGCUGAAGCAGGCGGAGGAGGCGCUGCAGGACCUGGAGAAAGGCCUGGACUCACUGGAGCGGACCAAAGAGAGAGACGAGAAGAUGAAGGGGGACGUGACCCAGCUGAGGAGGUUCUUCGAGGAGUGUAUCUGCGCAGCCGAGAUCGAGGCGAAGCUCCCGGCGAUAAUGAAGAACGCCGUGUAUCUCCACAAAGCGGCGGCUCGCAGAAUCAAGAGCUGCCGCGUCCAGAGGACGGCGUCCAGACGCCACUGGCUGAAACACUCAAAGUCCUUCGCCGUGGCGAACGCCGACGGCGGCAGCAUGGAGGACCUGAGGGAGACGGCCCGGCGGCUGACCUCCGACAGCAGCUUCAGACGGAGCGUGUACCAGAUCAUCGCUCGCAAGGACGCCUCCAACAAAACGGGGGACUGAGGGGAGGAGAGGAGAGCGAGGCAACAGAGGAGACGAGGCCCCCCCGAGCGUCUGUGACGUAGAGAUCCUGAUCCCAAACCCACCUUCAAAGUAUUAGUAGACGGAGACGCACGCAGCGAUCGCUCUGAUGGAGCCUCAGGUUAUAACAACUCCUACUGAGCUCAAUGACAAGGAAGUUGAACACACACUAAACUCCUCAUGAAACUAACAUUCAGUAUGUAAAGACGCCCGUCCCCUGGAUAGAACCACAGACACUCCAAUUCCCCUUAUGGCCCCGAGGUUUGGUUCCAUUGCAUCUGAAGAACCUUAAAGAUGAGGAACAUCCGGGCACAAGGAAACGGUCGUCCGGGUUUUUAAAAUUCAAACUGCUCAAGAAAAUGAAAUCUCUUGCGUUGCUUCGUCACAGUUUGGUUCAUGUCAGCUUUAGAAUGCAGCUGUCAUGAAACAAUUAACAAAUAGAAUCUCUAUUCUUUCAUCAUCUCAAUAUUUCUCUCUUUAAGUUGUCAGGAGUCUGACAACAAAACACUUUAAAGGAAAGUCUUCCCCCUCAUCCUCAUCCAAAGUUCAAAUACCAAAACAAAACAUACCAUUUUUCCUUGUUCCCGUGGUUCUUUACUCAGUGGAACUGUUUGAAGGUUUCAUAAUUAAUUGUAAUUAAUUUCGUAAACUCAGACUUGAUUUAGCCAGAGAUAGUACAACAGUAGUGUCCUUAUCAAACGACUGAGUCAUUGAAUAUCACCUUGAACAUUUGCAGCUGUGGGAAGAAACUAAAGUAUAUUUGUAUCGUGUAAUUUGGGGCUACUUACUUAUUUUUCAGGCCAAGAACAUAGAAGUUUAUAAAAUACGCCUCUUGAAUCUACAGUGUGCAAUAUUUAGAAGAACUUUGGCAACUUUGAAAUUGAAUAUAUUGUCCAUAACUGUGUUCAUAUAUUUAUAAUCACCUGCAACAAAGAACCAAUAUUUAGUCAUCAACUUUAAAUGAGUUAAAUAUAGUAAAUUAUAAAAAUUACACACUGGGGCUUUAAAGAUUAAAUAAGUGGUUCCAGACCUUCUCCUCCCGGGUGACCAACGGGGUCCGUUGUUGUGUCUAGAUAAAGAUGAAGGAAGAAAGAAAAGAUUAAAUUUGCACCUUUUCUUCUUGGACCACUUGGUUUGGAACCAUUGGACUAAAAUAUAAUAUGAUAAGUGUCUUGUCUUGUGUAGCUCCAAGAGGAAAAUGUUACAACCUUACAACCCGACGCGUAAAUAAAAACCCGGCAAACAAUACGAGCACCUCUUCCACCUCAGAACAUUUUUGGAACUCACCUGAUGAGACGCCAUAGUGUAAUAAUACUACAUAAUGAUAUUAUAGAGUUAGACCAUACAGUGCGUCAGUCAGCAGUGUGUCUGUAGCCUUGCACCUUGACUUCCUAGUGUUUCCACCAUGUUCUGUGCGUAGCAGAUAGUGAGGACGACGCAAAUCCAUCUUGAAAAAUUGAUUUUAUUUUUCUGUUUUUUUGUUUUUUUUGGGGGGGGGGGGGGGGGGGGUUUGCACAGAUUGUUUUCUUUUCUUUCAUGACAACAAUGAUCUCAGUCGUGGUCGACAAUCGAACAUGACGUUUCAUUAUUAGCUACGUCUGGCAAAAAAAGGAAAUCUGUUAUUGACCAAGCAACUCGCAAAAUGAUGAUAAUGUACAAAAUGUUAAGUAACUUUUUGACGCCAGAGAUGAAACAGGAGCCCAACGUGUCACGGUGAGAGUAAGACGGAACAUAUGGAGGAGUGAGCGACAUGCCUGGAUGCUAAUAAAGCUGUGUUUGAACCUU
Molecule: messenger RNA, 4144 nt
Organism: Scophthalmus maximus (turbot)
Lineage: Eukaryota; Metazoa; Chordata; Actinopteri; Pleuronectiformes; Scophthalmidae
Gene: plekhd1
Product: pleckstrin homology domain containing, family D (with coiled-coil domains) member 1
Exons: 13
Coding region: 761-2341 (526 amino acids)
Source: RefSeq, a predicted model, not a curated record